GACCUUGGGACUGCUGGUGGCUGCGGCCCGGGAAAGAUCUGGCGGGCGGACGGCGCAGGCAGCUGCGCGGCGGGAGCGCAGCCGGACUAGGGGACAGGCAGAGCGGGACGAGGAGAGGGGACGGACGGCCUCAGCGGGAGCGCCUGCACGAUCCCGCGCCCAGACCUCGCAGGACCCCCCGACGCGCGCCGGGCCUAGCCCGCCCAUGAAGCCGCCAGCCGUGCAGGGCAGCCCCGCGGCCGCCGCGGCCGCAACCCCGGCCUUGGACUCGGCCGACGCGGGGGACCUGAGCGACGCGCUGUGCGAGUUUGAUGCGGUGCUGGCCGACUUCGCGUCGCCCUUCCACGAGCGCCACUUCCACUACGAAGAGCACCUGGAGCGCAUGAAGCGGCGGAGCAGCGCCAGCGUCAGCGACAGCAGCGGCUUCAGCGACUCGGAGAGAAUUUAUCGGAAGAAGUGGAAGAAGCCUGGCCCCAGAAUCUUGAGUCUUCUUACUCUCUGUGGUGACCUUUCUUCUCCUGAGUGUGUCCUCCUCCAUUUUGUUGGGAAAACAGAAUAAAAGCAAUGAAAACCAUAGGUAUCACAUGGAGCGCCUGGCUUACUGAUUCCCCUUUCGCAAGAGAAGAAACUAAGGCUCUGAGAUGAAGUGACUUGCACAGGGUCACACAGCUUUCACACGGCCUCGGUGCCACACAUCUCUAGGGUGGCAGCUUCUGGAGCUCCUGUGCUUGUCCUGGUCGUUGUUUUUGGGAAUGACGUGUAGAGCAGUUAUGAACACAGGGUGGAACUCAACUGUGAGGAAGUUUGGCUCAGGGGUGCUGGGGGUUCAUUUCCUUUUGAUGGUUGAACACUCUGGAGCCUGGAGUCAGGUUGGGCCCAGACUGCACUGGAACUCAUGGGAAUAGAGAGACGUCAAAGUGUAGCAGUGAACUGGUGCUGAGAUUGUGUGUGUGUGUGGGUGUGUGGGUGUGUGUGUGUUUGCCCCCUCCCAAGGGAUGAGUGUACAUGGACGUAAAAUUGAUGGAGAGUCGGGGCAGAACAGAGGUGAAGUCCCAAGUCAGGAGAAGGGCCUGCGGUGCAGGGUGUGGUGGUGAGACUGAGACCAGGGGUGCUGCCAGUGAGUCCUGGGUUCAGCACUCUGGGCCAGGGCUGGGGGUGAUGCUCUCAGGUGUCCUUUGGAGCCAAGGAUGACGUUCCAGAGGCCUCAUACUCCUUUCUUCUGGCUCUCGAGUCCGGGCACGAGGCCUGCUUCCCCAGGGCCCUCUGUGGUUUUCCUGCCCCCUCAGUCUUACCUCAUCUUUUCCCCGCAAGUCUCUCGGGUUCUAUUUGGGGGCGAUUCUCCUGACUCUGACGUGGCGACAAGCAGUAACGAGACGCGGUAGGUCUGCGAUGGGCGUGACCACUUUCCUGUGCGUAGGGAAAAGGCCUCCCCUUGAGAAAAUCCAGACUGCUGCAGAGGGCGACCCAGCUGACAAGCGAGCAGAAGGGCUUCCCACGUUCAUUUCCACUGAGUACAAGCGUCUUGAGAAAUAUUAAUAAAGCUGCCACCGAAAAAGUGUCCCAAGGGCAAGUAAACCAGGGGAAAUAGGGCUGAGCUGGUUUCUUUUCUUUUCUUUUUUUUUUUUUAAUAUUUAUUUAUUCAUUUGUUUGGCUGAGUUGGGUCUUAGUUGCGGCAUGCUGGA
Molecule: messenger RNA, 1682 nt
Organism: Aethalodelphis obliquidens (Pacific white-sided dolphin)
Lineage: Eukaryota; Metazoa; Chordata; Mammalia; Artiodactyla; Delphinidae
Gene: RGCC
Product: regulator of cell cycle
Exons: 3
Coding region: 206-559 (117 amino acids)
Biological process (GO): regulation of cell cycle
Cellular component (GO): cytoplasm
Molecular function (GO): protein kinase activator activity; protein kinase binding
Source: RefSeq, a predicted model, not a curated record